Symbiodinium natans is the source of this 1284-nucleotide messenger RNA. The record is from the annotation of a GenBank genome assembly. NCBI's taxonomy places the organism in Eukaryota, Dinophyceae, Suessiales, Symbiodiniaceae.
AUGGCGCUUCGCUGCAGCUGGGACACCCGUGAUCUGGAGAGUCGCAAUCCAUUCACGCGGGCCGAUCGCAUAAGUUUCCCGGUUCUCACAGAGUCGACAUGGAAGAGCCACGGCACGCCACCAGAAAGCAAGUUGAUGCAGUCGCCCAUCCCUUCUAGAUGGACGCCGGCUGGUUCAGACGAGCUGUCCUGGCAUCGUGGAACUGAAGAUCGCAGGGGGCGUCGUGUUGACGAGUUCUUGGCAGAUCGCCAAAGAAGGGGGCUUAUCACCCCAGCGAAGACGCCAAGUGACAUCAUGAAGCGUGGCCCGCUCUUCGACCCGGACAGCAGCCCCUUCAGUGACGUGAGUUCUUAUUUGGGUACAGGCUCCAGUGGGGGCUGGCCGACCUGCAGACCGAUGAUGUCCUCAAAUGCAGCCGGAGUUUCAGUAGACUCUUCGAGGCGUAAAGUGGCAGCAUGGACAAAUCUCAAAGCAGCUACGGAACCCGCCUCUCGCCCAUCGGUUUCCUGGGCGCUUGCAGAGGCCAGUACGCGUGAGAGCGAAGCAUUGUUGUCUAUGGCAACGACCUCCAUCAGCUUUGGUCGCGAGGACCCUCGAAUGUGUGACGUGAGUGCUCCGGUGAGACAGCGCCGUGCCUCCAGCCACAGCCAGAGGAAAGGUGCACUUCCUGGUGUGGCACGUCAACUGGACUUUGAUGGGGCAGGCGCCUUUGCAGACGAGUCUGACAAGGGGAGCCCCCUGAGCUUUGUGGAUAGCUGUCCCUGGCACAGCUGUCGGACACCGUCGUCGUCCUCCUUGGAGGAAUUGCAAGAGCUGAGUCUCCUGAGCUGGAGCCCUCCCAAGUCCAAGCUUCGGCAUGAGUCGACGCAGACAGAGACCAUUCGCCAGCACAACCAGGAGACUGACAUGACGGAAUCUGUGGCUCGCGAGAGCCAACAUGCCAGUGCAGAUGUGGGUGUGCGCAUGCUCGACAAGCCUGACAAGGUAUUGCAUGGCUGGGUGCUGCCAAUCUGCACCUGCUGUAAAGGCGUGGGGUUAGGCCCCCCAAUGGAUCGUCAGCGGAUUCAUGGCUCUCGCUCACGGAGUCUCAGCUCUGUUCAUUCCUGUGCGCAAGAGCGAUUGACUGCUGCCAGCAAGUUCCUGGAUCUUCACGCAAGUGAGACACGCAGUCGCUGGCGCUGGACUCCACCGGAAAGGCUAUCUCUUGAAGAGUUGCGGGCUGCGUCGCUCUUUGCGCAGCAUCGUUGCGACCAGCAUUGCCGACAAGGUCUGCAGCCAAGAUAG